UUUUAUUUCGCUUUUAUUUUUUUUUAUCACAUUUUAUUGUUCUUUAUAUAAGAUAAUGGCAGAUACGACACUAGAAGCAGAUGUUGAUUCCAUCAUUUCACGCCUUUUGGAAGUAAGAGGCAGUCGUCCCGGAAAACAAGUUCAACUUGCAGAAAAUGAAAUUAAAUUCUUAUGCCAAAAAGCACGCGAGAUAUUUAUGAAUCAACCCAUUUUGUUGGAUUUGGAAGCACCUAUUAAAGUUUGUGGUGACAUUCAUGGUCAAUAUUAUGAUCUUUUGAGAUUAUUUGAAUAUGGUGGUUUCCCUCCUGAAGCCAAUUAUCUUUUUAUGGGUGACUAUGUAGAUAGAGGAAAGCAAUCUCUCGAAACAAUUUGCCUACUAUUGGCUUAUAAAAUUAAAUACCCUGAAAACUUUUUUAUUCUUCGUGGUAAUCAUGAAUGUGCAAGUAUUAAUCGUAUAUAUGGUUUUUAUGACGAAUGUAAAAGACGAUAUAAUAUAAAACUUUGGAAGAUUUUUACAGAUUGCUUUAAUUGUUUACCCAUUGCUGCUAUUAUCGAUGAGAAGAUCAUGUGUAUGCAUGGCGGUCUUUCACCUGAUUUACAAAACAUGGAGCAAAUUCGUAGAGUUAUGCGUCCAACUGAUGUGCCUGACACAGGUUUAUUAUGUGAUUUGUUAUGGUCUGAUCCUGAUAAGGACAUUACUGGUUGGAGUGAAAAUGAUCGUGGUGUUUCAUUCACAUUUGGAGCAGAUGUUGUAUCUCGAUUUUUACAAAAACAUGAUUUGGAUCUUAUCUGUCGUGCUCAUCAAGUGGUUGAAGAUGGGUAUGAAUUUUUCGCAAAAAGACAAUUGGUUACAUUGUUUUCUGCGCCUAAUUAUUGUGGAGAAUUUGAUAAUGCAGGCGCAAUGAUGAGUGUUGAUGAAUCUUUAAUGUGUUCAUUCCAGAUUCUAAAACCUGCCGAGAAGAGGGCAAAGUAUGGUUACAGCCCCGGUAAAGUAAAACCCAAAAACAAAGCAUGAAUAUAAAGAGAAAAAUAAAAUUAGUGUGUGUAAUAGCUUCGUUUCUUUUUUUUUUUUCCUUUUUAUUUUUUUUUUUU
This is a messenger RNA of Cokeromyces recurvatus, 1092 nucleotides long. RefSeq names its product protein phosphatase type 1. The coding region runs from base 56 to 1015 and encodes 319 amino acids. The transcript has 5 exons. Gene Ontology annotation, molecular function: protein serine/threonine phosphatase activity. The record is from RefSeq and is a predicted model, not a curated record. Gene Ontology annotation, cellular component: nucleus; cytoplasm. NCBI's taxonomy places the organism in Eukaryota, Fungi, Mucoromycota, Mucoromycetes, Mucorales, Mucoraceae.